GCUCGGGCUGGCUAGGCGGCGGCUGCGGGCGGGAGGGCUGGGGGAGGGCGGGCGUACCGGCAGCAGGUGGGCGGGGUGCGGGCCGGCGGCGGGGGGCGGGGGGCGCCAGGCUGCGCUGGGGCCGGGCGCGGCCUGCCGUGAGGUGCGCCAUGGACUUCAACAUGAAGAAGCUGGCGUCGGACGCGGGCAUCUUCUUCACCCGGGCGGUGCAGUUCACAGAGGAGAAAUUCGGCCAGGCUGAGAAGACCGAGCUCGAUGCCCACUUUGAGAACCUUCUGGCCCGAGCAGACAGCACCAAGAACUGGACGGAGAAAAUCCUGAGGCAGACGGAGGUGCUCCUACAGCCCAACCCCAGUGCCCGAGUGGAGGAGUUCCUGUACGAGAAGCUGGACAGGAAGGUGCCCUCGAGGGUCACCAACGGGGAGCUGCUGGCUCAGUACAUGGCAGAGGCAGCCAGUGAGCUGGGGCCCACCACUCCCUACGGGAAGACGCUGAUCAAGGUGGCCGAAGCGGAAAAGCGCCUGGGAGCUGCGGAGCGGGACUUCAUCCACACGGCCUCCAUCAACUUCCUCACACCCCUGCGCAACUUCCUGGAAGGGGACUGGAAGACGAUCUCGAAGGAGAGGCGGCUCCUCCAAAACCGGCGUCUAGACUUGGAUGCCUGCAAAGCACGACUGAAGAAGGCCAAGGCCGCAGAAGCCAAAGCUGCGACGGUGCCUGACUUUCAGGAGACUAGACCUCGUAAUUACAUUCUGUCGGCCAGCGCCUCUGCGCUCUGGAAUGAUGAGGUGGACAAGUCUGAGCAGGAGCUCCGAGUGGCCCAGACAGAGUUUGACCGGCAGGCAGAGGUGACCCGUCUCCUGCUGGAGGGAAUCAGUAGCACUCACGUGAACCACCUUCGCUGCCUCCACGAGUUCGUCGAGUCUCAGACAACUUACUAUGCGCAGUGCUACCGCCACAUGCUGGACUUACAGAAACAGCUGGGCAGAUUUCCAGGCACCUUUGUGGGCACCACGGAGCCCGCUUCCCCGCCCCUCAGCAGCACCUCGCCCACCACCACUGCAGCCACCAUGCCCGUGGAGCCCUCUGCGGCUGGUCUGGCCCCUCCAGCGGAGGCUGCGCUCUGCCUGGAGGAGGUGGCUCCACCUGCCAGCGGCACCCGCAAGGCCCGGGUCCUCUACGACUACGAGGCAGCUGACAGCAGUGAGCUGGCCCUGCUGGCCGAUGAGCUUAUCACUGUCUACAGCCUGCCUGGCAUGGACCCUGACUGGCUCAUUGGCGAGAGAGGCAACAAGAAGGGCAAGGUCCCUGUCACCUACUUGGAACUGCUCAGCUAAGCGGGACCCCUCCCAGGCCCCUGCUUGUUCUGGCCUGGGCAGGAGAGGAUGGGUGUAGCCCUGCCGUUUGUCUUGUCUGUUGGUGACCUAGCUGCUCAGGGUGGGGAGACUAACCCCUUCCUGUCCUGCCCCUGGUCAUCAGCUGUGAGGGGCCCCAGAAGCUGAAUGUUCCCGGCCCCUUCCCCCAGCCCUGCUUCUGACCUGGUUCUGGAGCCCCCAUCCUGCCUGCGCCCCGAGCACCCCAGUCCUCCUGACUCCUCUAAGGACGGAGGGGCUGGCUGCAUCCUCAGCACUCAACACCUCAGCCUGUAGGGGGUCAGCACAGAGGGCCUAAGGAAGCCCUGGGGUUCACCCUUGGCAAGAUAACACCUGCCUUUUAGUUGCCAAAAGCAGCAAAGGGGGAAGGGCAGGCGGGUCUGUGGCAGGCCCCGGGGACUGGGCGCUGUCCUCUGGAUGUACUGGAGCAGAGGGGAGAGGCAGGGCUGGGCCACAGAGCGGUCUCCCCGGUGCUACCCUUCCCCUCUACCCUAGAGCUCAAGCCAAGUACAGUGGCUACAGCUUGCACCUCCCCCCACUCACUUUUUAACUCAUCUUUUUACUCUGCUUGUCUGCUUUGCUCUCUAGCCAGUGAUGAAUAAACCGUCCGUGUGCAUGUUG
Molossus molossus (Pallas's mastiff bat) is the source of this 1994-nucleotide messenger RNA. RefSeq names its product SH3 domain containing GRB2 like, endophilin B2 (gene SH3GLB2). The transcript has 11 exons. Gene Ontology annotation, molecular function: protein binding. The record is from RefSeq and is a predicted model, not a curated record. NCBI's taxonomy places the organism in Eukaryota, Metazoa, Chordata, Mammalia, Chiroptera, Molossidae. Gene Ontology annotation, biological process: membrane organization. Gene Ontology annotation, cellular component: cytoplasm; membrane. The coding region runs from base 150 to 1337 and encodes 395 amino acids.